AUGGAUAUUAAUGUUAAGCUCCUACAAGCAUCUCUACAGGUAUCACAACUAUCGCAAAAUGUUAUUGUGCAUUCAAAUGCCCUCAGUGCAAUACCGGACAAAUGUAUACUCUAUAGUGACAAUCGUAAUAUUGGCGAUGGUCAUGUAGUUUGUGGCAUAUCAUCAUUAAAGGACAUCAAUGUGCUAGUACCUGCAGGUUACUCGAUCAGACAGAUUAUAAACAGUACGCGACUUGAUGCCUUAGUUGCUGAGGAUAUCGAUGUAAUGAAAAUAGAUGUUGAAGGAUCCGAAUUACAUGCAAUACUUAGUGGCAUUGGAUUAUUUGACCGAUAUCGAGUUCGUCACAUUAUAUCAGAGUUUUCUCCUAGAAUGAUGCGAGAUAAAAAGUCCGAUCCAUAUGAAUAUCUCAACUUCUUCGUCUCUCGUGGAUACAAUAUUCGAAUUGUUAAUGAUCCAUUACCUGACUUAUAUGAACGAAACGCUUGGCAGACAGUGUCUAUUUAUAGAUCUGAGGAAGAUCUACGAAAAUUAAGUAAUGGUGGAGAGUUGGAAUUAUGGUUUACAAAAAAUUAA
Molecule: messenger RNA, 573 nt
Organism: Rotaria sp. Silwood2
Lineage: Eukaryota; Metazoa; Rotifera; Eurotatoria; Philodinida; Philodinidae
Source: the annotation of a GenBank genome assembly